AUGAGGUUUUUUCUUCUGCUCCUGGGGUGUGUGUGGGUGUGUGAAUGUUACUCCAAUGGUCAAGUUUCAUCCAGUUGUAGUGACUUGACUCCUUCUCACGGAAGCUCAGCUCAGACUAAUGCGCCUCCGUACACUGUCACAGCCGACACCAGCAGCUAUAAACAGGGAGACACCAUCACAGUGACUCUGAGUGGAACCUCAGGAGGUUUUAAGGGAUUUCUCCUGGAAGCGAGGCCGGUGGGAGGGAACAGCCUUGUUGGUACCUUCAGUCUAAUGGGCUCCGCAUCUCAGCUCCUGAAGUGCGGUGGAGUGUCUAACUCGGCGGUUUCCCAUACAUCAUCCACAUCAAAAACGCAAAUCCAAAGUAAAUGGACCGCGCCGACAUCUGGCAACCUUGGAAACAUUGAAUUCAGAGCCACCUUUGUGCGUGACAAAUCCACCUUUUGGGUGGCAGUGAAGAGCUCACAGAUCACCUACAGCGGCACAUCGACUGGUGCCACCUCCAACACCUCUACCUCGCCCUCGCCCUCGUCCAGCAUCUCCAGCUUAAACUGUGGGAUCAGUAAGACGUGUGUAAGCCAGCCAAGUGGCUGCGAUCCUUCCACCAGCUCCAACUGCUUCUUCAUGUCCGCCACGCCCUUGUCCUCAGGGUCAGGGUUCACGUUCGAGCUCUCCGGCAAAGCAGACGGCUACGUUUCACUCGGCUUCUCAGACGACACACAGAUGGGAAAUGAUGACGUCUACAUUUGUGGAAAGGACCAAAAUGGUGUGAUCCAGUUACAGCACGCAUUUACAACAGGAACUACAAGACCAACCAUCAUCACCCUGGGGAAUGUGACAGUGCUUAAUACAUCACAGAUUAAUGGUGUGAUCAGCUGCUCCUUCACAUCUUUGAAUGCCAUCAGCACCACCAGGAGCUCCACACCGUCUAACAGCUACUACAUCUUCCUCGCCAGUGGCGCCACUAGCAAUGGUCUGAUUCAGAAGCACGCCUCCACACCUGUAAUCAGCAGCACUAAAGUGGACAUCAGCAGUGUCCAGAUAGUGACUAGUGAUUCGGGGAUCCCACCCAUCGUUAAAGCUCACGGGUGUCUGAUGUUGAUUGCGUGGAUGACCACGGGCAGUAUGGGAAUGCUCAUCGCUCGCUUCCUAAAGAGAGCCGCCCCGGGUCAGAGGCUCUGCGGGAAAGACUUCUGGUUUGUGGCCCAUGUGGUUCUGAUGUUGCUCUCCGUUGUGGCGACCAUCAUCGCCUUUAUCCUGAUAUUUUCAUACGCACAGGACUGGAGUGGGGGAGCUCAUCCAGUCCUGGGCUGUCUGGUGAUGAUCCUCAGCCUCGCGCAGCCAAUUGGUGCUGUCUUCCGCUGUGCACCACAGGAUGAAAGGAGAUUUAUCUUUAACUGGAUUCAUGCCCUCAAUGCAUUGGCCAUUAAAGGGUUGGCAGUGGCUGCGAUCUUCACCGGCCUCAUGUUGGCCGACAGCUCACCCACUCAGUGGAUGCCGAAGGUGAUGGGUGGAUUCGUGGCCUGGGAAGCGCUGCUCUUCCUCUGCCAAGAUCUUUACUACAGAUGCAGAGAAAAAGAUAUGGAUAAAAGCAACGGGGUGGGUACAGGAGUGCUUCUGCUGUUUCUGUUCUUUUUGGGAAACCUGGCGUUCCUGGUGGCUCUGCUUGUCGGAAUUGGAACAGCAUAAUUAUAGAAUUCUUAACCUUUUUUAACUUAAGGUUUGUUUGUUUAACUCAGGUAUAAAAAUACGCAUUAAUUAUGUGUUCAUUUGUUUUCAUACUCGUUCUGAUAUUUCUGAAAUCUAUUCAGAAUCUGUUACUUUUAAA
Molecule: messenger RNA, 1828 nt
Organism: Clarias gariepinus (North African catfish)
Lineage: Eukaryota; Metazoa; Chordata; Actinopteri; Siluriformes; Clariidae
Product: putative ferric-chelate reductase 1
Exons: 15
Coding region: 1-1689 (562 amino acids)
Molecular function (GO): oxidoreductase activity, acting on metal ions
Source: RefSeq, a predicted model, not a curated record